Vigna umbellata (rice bean) is the source of this 429-nucleotide messenger RNA. RefSeq lists its product as uncharacterized. Lineage: Eukaryota; Viridiplantae; Streptophyta; Magnoliopsida; Fabales; Fabaceae. The record is from RefSeq and is a predicted model, not a curated record.
AUAAGAAAAUAAACUAAAACAAAUUUCUAGGGUUAGGGUUUAAAUGAUCAUAACCGUAGUUUAUUUCUUCAUUGUUGGGAGUAGAUUGGGAAGCAGAGGAACAAUGUCAAAGAAGAACAACCUCGCCAAGAGAAAGAAGCAAUACGAAUUCGAUCUCCAAAGGGAGAAGCAAGAGAAGCAAAAGAAAGAGAAGAAGCUCCUUGCGAAGAAAAAUAGUAUGAAAGUUGAUGGUAGAAACAAGAAAAAGGGUGGAUUUCAGGUGGGGAAGAGAAAAGUGAAGGUCAAGUUGACUGCCCUUGCUAAAGCUAAGGCUGCCCAGGCAAUGGAGCUUGACAAUUGAGGUUUUACAUUUGCAGUUUUCUACAAUGUAUUGAAAUUGGUGGAUGACAGUGUUGUUUUAAGGUUUAAUAAUACUUUGUUCUGUUCUGU